Messenger RNA from Vitrella brassicaformis, 1111 nucleotides. The record is from the annotation of a GenBank genome assembly. NCBI's taxonomy places the organism in Eukaryota, Vitrellaceae.
CCUGGUCUUCACGAGCUGUCUUCACCCACCCCACACAUAUGCCAGUGUGACGGGCUCGCCCGUGUCACCGUCCACCUGGCAGAGGAUCUCGCAGCCAUCUUCAGGGGCGGGCAGUGUGCUUGACGAAGAUGCUGCGGUGGAUGCAGUCUGCACGAACAGACAGGAGAGAAUCAUGUGUGUGUGUUCUUCCUUCCUCAUGAUUUGUACAGGUGAGCUUGCCGAAUGUGUGGAUGUCGACAUGGCCUUGUCGUCCGGGUCCUCAUCGGCUAAGAACCCGGGCCAGGUGUAGUCCAGAGGGACGUCUUGGCCCUCCUCUCCAUCCACUUGGGUCAUGAGCUGGGGCUCCCCACCGUCUCUCGCGUCCACCAGCAGAUCGGCCACCUCCUGUGCACACACACAUGAGUGUGGUGUCUGCGUGAAGGCCUCCGAGCUCAAGAGGCACCCACCCCACCUGCACGACUCGUUUGAGCUUCUCGUGCAAGGCCCGCUCCUCCUGGUCGCAGAACUGAACAGACAGACACAAGACACACGCACCAAUGUGAUGCAGGUGGGUGCGGAGAUCGCCGGGUUGUGUGUGCUUUGCAGCCUCACGAAGCCGAGGGCUUCGAUCUGUUUCUGAGCGCACACAGACACACGGACGCAGAGCAGAGAGCAGGGACAGAGAGAGAGAGAUGAUUGACCCGUGUGUGAAUGGUGUGAACCAUCCACCAACCGUCAGUUGGAUGGCUUGGUCGGUCAGCACGCGGCAACGGGGGAGGUCGGUCACGGUCUCGGUGCCAGACAGCCGCAUCUGCAUCACACGCAAGCCCCAGACUUCUCACACCCCAGCAGUCACCCCCACUCACCAUCAUGAAGCCCUUGUUGACGACCUUGUCCAGGAGCUGUAGGCGCCGCUCCAGAGCUCUGCGGGCCUUCUCCCGUCGCCAGAUGAAGGCCCCACAGAACGAGGCGGCGCAGAAGAUGGCGCUCAGCUCGAGGACCACCAUGAUGGUUGAUUGGGAGGAGAAGGGGGAUGGACGGGUAGGGCUGUCGAGGGACCUUGGGGGGAGACGGGGCGACAAAGAUGCACGGAGCGAUAGAUGGCGAGAGGGGACCGAAGAGAAGAUCUGCG